AUGAAAUUAAUGAAAAUAUUAAAAAAAAUAUUUUUACUUUCUAUUAAAAAUGAUUCAUUUGUUCCAGUUCUUCGCUGUUUUCCUUCUUCUUCUUCUAAUAUUAUGUCUACAGGAUAUUUAAUGAAAACCGUUUUGCAGCAUAAUAUACUUAUACCUACCACAAUAAUUGGUUGUCGAAUUUCUGAUAUGAAAAACACUCAGUAUGCGUAUGUUUUACAACACCAACAUUUCUAUGGUACAACGAUGAAUUAA
Schistosoma rodhaini is the source of this 252-nucleotide messenger RNA. The record is from the annotation of a GenBank genome assembly. NCBI's taxonomy places the organism in Eukaryota, Metazoa, Platyhelminthes, Trematoda, Strigeidida, Schistosomatidae.